This is a messenger RNA of Paramecium tetraurelia, 2154 nucleotides long. RefSeq lists its product as uncharacterized. The record is from RefSeq and is a predicted model, not a curated record. The transcript is spliced from 5 exons. NCBI's taxonomy places the organism in Eukaryota, Ciliophora, Oligohymenophorea, Peniculida, Parameciidae.
AUGAAUAGUGUGUUUAAGUGCAGACAGCAUAACUAAGUGGCCAUCUAUAUAAAUGUGAAACCUUAAGCUAAGGAACCAGUUCUCUUGUGUUAGAGAUGCAUUCUAUCAAAGAAUUACACAGCCAAGUUGCUGGAAGAAUUCUUAUUAUAAGCCUAGCCAAUUUUGGGAUAGUAUUUGUCUUAAGACAUCCUUGAUUUUGGUUUCAAUAAAAAGUAAUUCGAGGAUUCAAUAGAGAAAUUAAGAACAUUUUUAUACGAGACAUUUAAAACUAGGAUUAAUUCAUUCAUAUAAAAAUUAAAAUUUCAAUUCGAAGAAUAAAAGUAAAUACUUCAAUACAUUAAAAAUUAAAUUAUACAUUACUAAAAAUGUGGACAAAAUUAAACAUUUCUAUUGGAUGAUCAAAUCGAAGAUUAAUUAAGAUACUACUUAACAAAUCAAAAAUCUAAAAACCCUAAGCAAAAGUAAAUUGAUUACUUGUAUGGAUAACUGUGUUCAACUGCCACCUAACCUCCAUUCAUCAAUAUACCUCAGAUUCAAGAAGACUUCCAUGAAAUCUUAGAUUAAUUUGAAGACAAGAUUAAAUUGUCUAAAUAAUUAGAAUACCCCAAUUUUAAAAUAACCAUAUUCUCACCAGAAGAAGCUUAAAAUAUAGACAUAGACGAUUUCAACAUCUCUAAAACUCUAGUGCUGAAUAACUGUUACCCACAACUGACCACAUUAACAGAUUCCAUCGAGAAGGUCGAAUUGAUAUUAGAUAAACCGAUUGACUUAAUUGGUUUCAGUAAAUAUUAAUAGUUGAAGGAGUUGUUUAUACGAUUUGACAAAUGCAAUGUAGGAAUCACAAGACAAAUUAUGAUUCCCAACCUUCAGAAGUUGACCCUUGACUUGAAAGGCAAUAAAUUAACUAAAUUUGAUUAAUUAGUCAUUCCAGAUACCAUUGUAGACUUUUCAUUAGAUCUAUCAUUAAAUUGCUUAGAUGAAAACUGCAUUUAUUACAUUGGUUAAACUAUUGAUAAUUUGAAGUUGCAACGCUUGUCCCUGAACUUUAAUGGUUUUAGUUAGUAUCGAAAUAGCAUUUGGAGUACAGGAUUGAUUCAAUUGUGCAGAAAUCUCUUCUCUUAAUAGUUGAAAAUCUUGCAUUUGGGUUGUGGAAGAUGCAGCAUCAAUGAUGUCGGUCUUGAGUUCGGAAUCAUUAAAUUGUUAAGCAAGCAGAGACAGUUGGAAGAAUUAAGAUUGGAUUUGUAUUCUAAUGAGAUUACCAAUUUAGGGGAAUUGGCCAAAGCUGUUUCUUCACUGAAAGACGUCAAAGUAAAUGCCAAUCAAAAUCCGUUGUAAAACUAUUUGCAUCUUGAUCCACUCAUUUUUUCAACUUUAAACUUAUUAAAAAAAAUGAAUAAUCAUGAUAAUUAUAAAUUGCCUUCAUUAACCAAUUCAGAAUAAUCAAUUUAAAAUCAUUUCAAAUAAUACUCUCAGCCUGUAAGAGAGACAUGGUAUCAGAAAAAUUCAAUAGACAAUAAUUCUUCCAAUCAAAUUGACAUUAAUGAUCUGCCUAAUUUUGAGAUUACUUCCCCUGAAAAAUAAUAAUACCAAUCAUAGUUUGAUCACGAGUUUCCUCCUUUGGAUUGUUCAUUCAAGUAGGAGAAGCUGAGUUUUUAACCGAAAUAACAGGAACAAGAUCAAUAAUAUAAUAUAGAAUAUUCAUAUAAAAAGAACAGUAGCAAAGUUUCCGAAACAUAUUUUAAUGAUAAUUAGCCUUAAUAAUUGUUCAAAUAGGAAUCAUCACAAUUUUAUCAGAUUCAAGAUGAACCAAAACAGAGAUUUAACUUUUUGUAUUUAAAUUAAGAAUAAAUUUCUCCUUAAAAAAGUCGUUAAAUUAAUUAUGCUAAACCUUAGAAAGAAUUAACACCUGCACAUCAAAAAGCACAAAGUAAAUCAAAGUCCAAAACUCCUUAGAAAAAGCAAAACCCUUAGGAUUCCCAAAAUCUAAAAUACAUCAUAUUGGAAACCAAUGUUUCAUCAAAUAAAAAGAAAUUUAUCUGUCAAAAUCCUGCCCCUAGUUAUAUAAUCUUAGAUUUUACGGAUAAGGAAAAUCCAAAAUCAGUAUCCAAAUAAACAAUGUAAGUGUAACUUAGUUUGAAAGAUUUAAUGUAUUGA